Maudiozyma barnettii is the source of this 1230-nucleotide messenger RNA. It is a transcript of the gene SUA5, whose product is annotated as threonylcarbamoyladenylate synthase. Lineage: Eukaryota; Fungi; Ascomycota; Saccharomycetes; Saccharomycetales; Saccharomycetaceae. The coding region runs from base 1 to 1230 and encodes 409 amino acids. The record is from RefSeq and is a predicted model, not a curated record. Gene Ontology annotation, biological process: regulation of translational fidelity. Gene Ontology annotation, molecular function: double-stranded RNA binding; tRNA binding; nucleotidyltransferase activity. The transcript has a single exon. Gene Ontology annotation, cellular component: cytoplasm.
AUGUCUACCCAAAAAUUAUUUGAUACUAAAGUUUUACGAGUUAAACCAGAAUCCAUAAAGUUUUCACCGAACGCUUUCUUGGACGGUUCGCUACCCACAAUAUUGGAUCCAAAUACGGAGGUAGCCCUUAGAGAGGCAGCACGUAUAAUCAGAGACACAGAUGAUACAGUGGCAUUCCCUACUGAAACAGUAUAUGGCCUAGGUGGAUCUUCCUUGAAUGAUGACUCUGUUCUUAACAUAUACAAAGCCAAAAACAGACCCAGCGAUAACCCUCUAAUCUCACAUAUAUCAUCUAUAGACCAGUUGAACCGUAAAAUAUACGGGGACACAAAUCUUCAUCCCUCUGAAUUACUAAAACACAUUCCAAAGUCAUAUCAUAAUCUAAUCAACACACUCUGGCCUGGUCCACUAACCAUCCUUCUUCCAGUCCCCCCUCAUGAUACUAAUACGCUUUCCAAAUUGACAACAGCAGACCAACCGACAUUUGCCGUUAGGAUUCCAUCCAAUCCUGUAGCGAGAGCAUUGAUUGCAUUAAGUGACACUCCAAUUGCAGCACCAUCGGCUAAUGCUUCAACCAGACCUUCUCCUACCCUUGCAUCACACGUCUAUCAUGAUCUUCAAGGAAAGAUCCCUCUGAUUUUGGACGGAGGUGCCUGUAAGGUUGGUGUCGAAAGUACGGUAGUUGAUGGAUUAUGCAGUCCUCCACUUUUACUAAGACCUGGUGGUUUCACAUAUGAGGAUAUUAGAUAUGUUGGAGGUGAAUUUUGGGCAAACUGCAAAGUUGAAAGUACAAAGAGUGUAAAGGCCGAUGAGAAAGUCAGAACACCUGGUAUGAAAUAUAAGCACUAUGCUCCAUCAGCUAAGGUUGUACUUUUGCUACCGUCGGAUGAUAAAGAUAAAGAAAAGAAAUUGGAGCUUUUCAAGCAAUUAUUUUCAAAAGAGAUACAUGACAACCCUGGUGUUCAAAAAAUAGCCAUUCUGACCACAAAAUAUCUAGACAAUAUUAAAGACUCUGAACUUGAAAAUUACAAAAAUUGCGAUUUAAUUAUAAAGACUUUGGGUCAUGAUGGUGAGGAAAUUCAAGCAAAUCUAUUUGCAGAAUUAAGACAAGUUGAUGAAACUGACAAGGUUGAUCUGAUAUUUGUUGAAGGGAUUCCAGAGGAAGAGGAAGGUCUAGCAGUGAUGAAUAGACUAAGAAAGGCAGCAGCCAACAAUUGCAUAGCAUUUUAA